Molecule: messenger RNA, 2172 nt
Organism: Malania oleifera
Lineage: Eukaryota; Viridiplantae; Streptophyta; Magnoliopsida; Santalales; Ximeniaceae
Exons: 2
Coding region: 571-1836 (421 amino acids)
Source: RefSeq, a predicted model, not a curated record
AGCCUGAGAUCUUCCCAGAUCCAACCCGACCAACGGUUGGAGCGACCCGCAGAGCAGAGCAAACUAUGUGAAUGAGUCUGUCCUCUUCUUCGAGUUUUUGUAGAUUCUUUCCCGAUCAAUCCUAAGCCAAGAAACUCCGAAAAUCACCGUUCAGAUUCAGAUCUACUGCUCCUCCAUUGCCGUUUUGAUCUCAAAUGUCCAACUUUCAUUGUAUAGUCAAUCAGUUUUGGUAGAUUCCUUUUCAUAGAUCUCGCUCUCUGCUGCAUUUCCAUACAUGCCCUAAAUUUGUCGCCAUCUAAUCUGGGAACCCUACUUUUUGCAGUUCACAGUCGAGCAUCGUGACGGCUUUUCCGUGGAAAUUAUUGUGAUCUUGUAAUAUCACCAGAAGACCUAAUUUUUUACUUGAAUUUGGUCUGCAUAUGAUAAGCUGAAACGCGAGGUUUCAGUCUUGUGUACUGGGCCAUCUCUGCGUCAAAUGUCGCGAAAUGUUUUGCGUUUCGAAUCUGAGCAAUUUAGGUUUUAAUUUGAAGGGAUUCCACAGAUCUUCGUAGCUUCGGAUCAGCAGCUCCCAUGGGUUCUUCGCAAUCCGUACAAGUAGACGAAGAAGAGGACGAGGAUGAAGAGGAGGAGGAAGAAGAAGGCGACCAUAAUGUCGACGGCACAGAUAUAAGAAGAGGGCUGGACAACCAUUCGGAGAAGAAGGUUCUCGAACAAGAGCCGGAGAUGCUGCCGUGCCACGCUUCCGCAUCUCCUUUGUCCCCUCAGCUCUCCGCCCUCGGCACGCCCCGUCUCGGGCCGUCGAUCAAGGUGUGGGACCCCUACAACGUCCUCGCUCCCCCGCCACCGCCGCCGCCGCCUCCCCGUUUCUCGAGGAGCUUCUCCUUAGACACACUCGACGACGAUCGGACGGUGACAGAGGUCUUCCUGAUCAGCCAUGGGGAGUGCGAGAUGAGCCUGAGGCCGGAUUUGGUCGCCGGCCGGUGCCCGGAGACGGCACUGACAUCCAACGGGAAGCGGCAGGCGAGGGCUCUGGCGGUGUUCUUGAAUUCGCAGGGGGUUCGGUUCAAUGCGGUUUAUUCGUCGCCGUUGGAUCGGGCUAGAGCAACUGCGGUUUCAGUCUGCCAGGAGAUGAAUUUUGUGGAGGAACAGAUUCAAACCUCAGAUGCGCUUGUGGAUAUGAGUCAGGGGCAUUGGGAAGGCUGCCCUCGAUCUGAAAUAUACACCCCAGAAACAUUAAACUUGAUUGACAGAUUUCAGCCUGAUUUCUCUGCACCCUCUGGAGAGUCGCUUAGGCAGGUGGAAUUCCGGGUGGUGCAGUUCUUGAAUGGAACACUUCUGGGACUGCCCGACAAGUUGAGGGCUGAUUUUCACCCACUUCACCAGAGCGCGAGUCAAGUGUUUUCGCACAACCCACAUGCUCUUGCCAACUCAGUUCAUGACCGAGAUGGGACUUGUCUCCCACAUCCCCACUGGGAUUUGCUCCACCGAACCCGGCAAGGGCUUUCGAGGAAGAAGUCUGGUAAGAGCAGGCUGCAGUUUGUGACCACAACCGGAGAUCAUGAGGCUGAGGAUGAGAUCUCUCCUCGAGAAGUCAGCAACAGAAGCUCCCUUCAUGAAAUGAGCUCCAGAAGCUCCUCCUCUUGUGUUUCCUCUAUUGGGGUUUUCACUCAUUCGGUGCCAAUUACGUGUCUCAUCACAGGUCUCUUGGGCUGUAGCCCAGUAAUGUCAAAUAAGAUUUGCAUAGAAGAUUCGUCGGUGACUGUAUUACAACAUGCAUGGAAGACUGGGUGGCAAGUAAAGAGAUUGAACGACACUGCACAUCUUAGACUCCUAUAGUCGGGAAAGACGAGGUCUUUAAGCAUCGGCUGGAAAUUGGCAUCGACCCAACGUAUCUAUUGAAUUUGUAUGCUACAACAAGUCAUGAUUUUGCAUAUAUAAGUGAUACUUUCUACACCUUGUAAGUUGUAAUUUUCCUUACAUAUAUAUUUGUCCAGACCCAGCUCUGAACAAGAAGGAAAGUACUGUGAGAGUUGGAUCUCCAUCUUGGGUAAUUCUUUUGAUAAUUUGAUUUGUAGUGUUCAUUGAGAUUGAGGGCUGUUAUAGUGAGACUCAUGUUAUUUCCCAAUUUGGGUUAACAAUAAGUUGUUUUGAAAAUUUAUUUACUUGAGUGAA